UAAGCAAAGCAAAUAUAGAAGAUUUGAAACGACAGCGGCAUGGGAAGAUCUCCUUGUUGCGAUGAAGAUGGUCUGAAGAAAGGUCCAUGGACUCCCGAAGAAGAUCAAAAGCUGGUCCAGUUCAUUAAGAACCACGGCCAUGGUAGCUGGAGAGCUUUGCCUAAGCUUGCAGGUCUCAACCGAUGUGGGAAGAGUUGCAGAUUAAGGUGGACCAAUUAUUUGAGGCCUGAUAUCAAGAGGGGCAAGUUUUCUCAAGAUGAAGAACAAACUAUCCUCCGCUUGCAUUCCAUUCUUGGAAACAAGUGGUCAGCCAUUGCAACACAUCUUCCCGGCCGCACGGAUAACGAAAUCAAGAACUUUUGGAACACCCAUUUGAAGAAGAAGCUGAUUCAAAUGGGGAUCGAUCCGAUGACCCAUCAACCCAGAACCGAUAUAUUCGCUAGCUUGCCUCAGCUGAUAGCCCUUGCUAGCCUUAAAGAUCUCUUGGAGAACCCGUUGCAGGCCGAGGCUGCUCACAUGGCUAAGCUUCAAUGCUUCCACUUUCUCCUUCAAUCUUCUUCGAUGCCCAACAACAACUACGGUGGCGCCAUUGCAGACAUGGAAGAAGCAACUUCUCUCAACUUAUUAAAUUCAAUCCAUUUUCCACUGGGAAAUAAUAUUAAUGAAACCUCUCAAUCUCAACUGCUCCACUAUCCACCACCACAAGUCCCUUUCGGUUUCCAAACAUCGUUGAAUAAUAACGAGGAGAGAACGUCAAAGAACAGUGUUGAGUUGGGCCACUGUUCCAACUUUGUCGUCGACCACGGAGAUAACCUAACUGAUAACUCAUCAUCGUGGCUUCUUCAAUCGUUGGAGACACCUCCAGAAACGGCGGCCGCCACAUUGUGCAAUAAUCCGGGAAAUGCGAGCAGUGCUUCGAGCUACAACGACACGGCGGCCGCCUCUCCCUACUGGUCUGAGCUCUAUUUCAACGACUCUAUCAUGCAUGAGAUUAUUUCAUAGAUGGUUUUAUUUCUUAUAUUAGAAGUCUCGAUUGAGAGUUGGGGUUCGGAUUUCCCAUCGGUUGUUGUUACUGUAGAUAACUAUAUAUUGUAUUUCAGGCUUUAAUUUUACAUAUAACCCUAUUAUAUCAUUAAGAAUACCCUAUUUAUCGAAA
Molecule: messenger RNA, 1156 nt
Organism: Hibiscus syriacus
Lineage: Eukaryota; Viridiplantae; Streptophyta; Magnoliopsida; Malvales; Malvaceae
Product: transcription factor MYB93-like
Exons: 3
Coding region: 40-1002 (320 amino acids)
Source: RefSeq, a predicted model, not a curated record